Molecule: messenger RNA, 2556 nt
Organism: Mucor mucedo
Lineage: Eukaryota; Fungi; Mucoromycota; Mucoromycetes; Mucorales; Mucoraceae
Exons: 9
Coding region: 319-2556 (745 amino acids)
Cellular component (GO): intracellular anatomical structure
Molecular function (GO): FMN binding; NADP binding; NADPH dehydrogenase activity
Source: RefSeq, a predicted model, not a curated record
UCAUAUGCAAAAGCCAUAGCUGAGCUUCUUCUUUUCUUUUUUUUUCUCGGUAAUUUGUACAUGUAGCAUUCAAUUGUCAUUGCCAUGAAACAAAAGACAUCAUUCUUAUAUACCACAUUUAUCGCGUUAAAAGUUUGACAAGAAAAAGAUGGCUGUAUCGACAGACCAUUGGAAUAUAACUUUUUUUUCGUAUUGAAAUUUAUGCAAAAGUGAAACCCAUAGACGAAUCAAACCUGAAAACAUAUAAACCUCUCUCUCUCUCUCUCCUUAGUGAGUCUUCCUUUUAUUCAUUUCCUUAAAUAAAAGACUACAUUUAUCAUGUCUGUUCCAGCUCUUGCUUCCAAUAAUGUCAAGCCUCCCGGUACUCCUACUAAUCCCGAAGCAGCCAGACAUGUCAAGCUAUUCCAGCCUCUUUUACAAAAAUCUGUCACCUUCCAUAAUCAUAUGGGCGUGUCACCCAUGUGUAUGUACAGUGCCGUCGAUGGUCAUCUGAAUAAUUUCCAUGUGAGCCAUUAUGGUUCUUUCGCUUUGAAAGGUCCCGGUACUAUCAUAAUCGAAGCAACAGCUGUCGUUCCCGAAGGACGCAUUACACCUCAAUGUUCUGGCAUUUGGAGUGAUGCUCAUAUUCCUGAUAUUCAACGCGUGGUACAAGUGAUUAAAUCUCAAGGCUCCGUGCCAGGUAUUCAAAUUGCACAUGCGGGUCGUAAGGCAUCCAUGUCCCCACCCUAUAAAGGUGACUAUCUCGAGACAGAAGCAGAUGGAGGUUGGCCAAACAGAGUUGUCGGUGCCAGUGAAAUACCUUAUGCACCUCAUUAUGCCAAACCCCAUGCUUUAACCAAGGAAGGGAUCCGACAAAUUACCCAAGCGUUUGUAGAUGCUGCUAUUCGUGCUGAUAAAGCCGGCAUUGAACUCUUGGAAAUUCAUGCUGCUCACGGUUAUUUGCUUGGUAAUUUUCUUUCUGGACACUCCAAUAAUCGUACAGAUGAAUAUGGUGGAUCAUUUGAAAAUCGUGCGAGAUUCUGUCUUGAAGUAGUUCAAGCCGUACGUGCGGUAUGGCCUCAAAGCAAGCCAUUAUGGGUCCGUAUUUCCUGUACGGAUUAUGCUAAUCCUGAUCCCAUGGGUUCUGAUCCAGACGGUUGGUGUAUCUAUCAAUCCAUUAAAUUAGCUGCCGAGUUUAAACGUUUGGGCGUAGAUAUGGUGGAUAGUUCCAGCGGCGGUAAUCUUUCCGGUGUCAAGUAUCCUGCUAUGCCAAUGUAUCAAGUUCAAUUUGCGGAGGCUAUACGUCAUCAAGCCCAUAUUCCUACAGCCGCUGUGGGUUUAAUUGUGGAAGGACGUGAUGCUGAAAAAAUCUUGCAAGAAGGAAAAGCUGACUUUAUUUUAGCGGGACGAGAAUUCUUGCGUGAUAGUGCCUUUGUAUUGGCAUCUGCGCAGUCAUUGGAUGUAGAUAUUACUUGGCCCAACCAGUACUCCUGGGCCCAAUCCCAACAGCCCCAGCAACCACAACAACAACAACCAGCUGGCACCAUAUUUCAAAUAUUAAACAAGACAGAUGGUACGAGUCCCGCACCUAAAUUCGCACAAUUUAUUCAAUCUUCACCGGACUAUCAACCGAUUGUCGAUCUCUUGAACGACCCUACCAAUAACUUGACCAUGUUUGUUCCUUCGGAUGGACUCUUUUAUAAUAUUACGGGGCAACAACCUCCCAUUAUUAAACAAGUGACUACAACGGUGCAGACCACAGUUAAAGUACCUGCCUCUACGGUGCGUGUACCCGCUUCCACAGUGGUGUCUAGUGCUACGGUCACAGCGAGUUUGAAUUUUACGAACGUGAGCACCUCUCCCUUUGUAAACGAAUUCAGUGUAUUGGAUUUACUCUAUUAUCAUGUGUCCAAUGGAUCUGUCAAGCUGCAGCAAAAUGAAACGAUGGUGUUGAAUACGAUAUUGAGAAAUGAGACAGUAGAUCGGUUAGGAUUUGGAUCUCCAUUGGUUGUGCAACCUGUGAAUAGUACGGGAAAUUUGACAGUGGGCGAUGGGCUUGGACAUGAUGCUUUCAUUAAUCAAACUUAUAAUGCGUCCAAUGGUGCACUCUAUAUCAUUGAUAAAGUGUUGGUUCCUCCUACUAAUAUUUCAAAUACGAUGAAUGCGCUUACGGAUACUUCCUUCUUUGAGCAACUGCUGGAAAGAUCGAGUAGUACAUGGGACUCUUUGAAUAAUUAUAAUAAUUUCACGGUGUUUGUUCCUAAUAACAAUGCACUUCAAAAUGUGGACCUGUCCAACUUUGAGGAAGAUGCGAUUAAUAAUUUGAUUUCAGCGCAUAUCUUCCAAGGCGUAAUUUACAGUUCAAACAUCACCAAUACAACGGAUGUGAGCGCACAGUCUUUAGCCGGCACGGAUGUUGUUUUACAACGAAGUGGAAAUAGUCCCAACUUUACAGUGAGUGGUACAAAUGUAGUGCAGCCCAAUAUCCUCUUGAACAAUGGUGUGAUGCACUUGAUUGAUGGAGGUAAGUUAUUUUUUUUUUAUGUAUAUGAAACGAAAGUGAUAUUCACAAGUUGA